Molecule: messenger RNA, 1047 nt
Organism: Neoarthrinium moseri
Lineage: Eukaryota; Fungi; Ascomycota; Sordariomycetes; Amphisphaeriales; Apiosporaceae
Exons: 3
Coding region: 1-1047 (348 amino acids)
Biological process (GO): proteolysis
Molecular function (GO): metalloendopeptidase activity
Source: RefSeq, a predicted model, not a curated record
AUGAAGGUCGCAAUUGGUGCUAGCCUGUUGGCCGCGUUUGCCAAUGCGGCAUCCAUCAACCUAGCGAGGAAAGCUACUGCCCUCGAUGUGAAGCUUGAGAUGGUUGGCAACACGGCAGUGAAGGCCACAAUAGUCAACAGCGGGGCUGAAGACCUCAAGAUAUUCAAGACUGGUACAUUCUUGGAGGAUGCAGCGACCGAGAAAGUCGAAGUAUUUCAGUCCAGCUCUAAGAUUCCAUUUGAUGGUAUUCGCCUCCGUGUUUCCACAGCGGCACUGGACGAAGAUGCCUUCCGAACGAUAUCCGCGGGCGAGGUCAUCGAGGCAGAGUUUGACAUCGCUCAUAUGCAUGAUCUCAGUGCCGGAGGUGUCUUCGAAGUUGUCACGAAUGGAGCACUGUCCUACGCAGAGGCAGGCAGCACGGAGAUUGCCGGCAUCGUACCGUUUUCGAGCAACACGCUCUCGGCGCAAGUCGAUGGUGUCCAAGCUCGCGCUGUCCGAAGUGCUUUCUUGAAGAAGCGUACCGCUGUACAGGCUGACUGCACUGGCUCCAAGAAAAGCGCCGUCACGGCGGCACUCAGCAAUUGUCAAUCGUGGGCAACCCAAGCCCAGUCAGCGGCCACUGCUGGGACUAGACUCACUGAGUACUUCAAGAGCAGCUCGUCCUCGGUGAAGAGUACCGUCUCGGGCGUUUUCCAAAAGAUGGCCUCGGAGUGCGGCAGCACUACUUCUGGGGCUUCCAAGACAUACUGCUCUGACGUGUAUCAAUCUUGCUCGUCUGGUGUCCUCGCAUACACGCUACCCUCGGGAAGCUACAUUGCUUAUUGCAACCUGUACUUCACCGCGCUUGAUGCUGUAACACGCACCUGUCACGAACAGGAUCAAGCUGGCACAACUGUUCAUGAAACGACGCAUCUGACGCAGAUCAAAGGCACACAGGACUACGGCGUAUACGGAUAUUCAGCAGUUCGGUCCCUUUCAGCUUCGCAGAACUUGAACCACGCCGACACCUACGCCUUAUAUGCUCAAGCUAUUGUUCUCGAUUGCUAA